GCGGAACAGCCUCUUCCUGUCGGAAAAAGUUGGAGGGAUUAUUAAAAUGGCUGAUCGCUCGCUGUCCGUCUGCUUUCACUUAGUAUUUCCUACAACAGAUAAAACGCACGGCGAAACGAAACCAAAGAUGUAAAUUUGAAGUUUUGCAACGAGAUACAUUUUGUUAUACGAAGUAGACCGCGUUGCACUAUAUAUAUAUAUUUGCAAAUCGCAUUUUUAGGAGAUCCUGCUCUGCUUCAAUCCAAAAAUGUGGUGUUUUUAAAACCACUUUACCACAUAGCUUGGCUUUCAUAGCAGCAGGAAGUGUUUAUGGAAUUGGCUGGUGUUUAAACAUAUUGGGUCUUAUUGGUGUGCGUCGCUGUUGAAGAUGCAGAGACCUCUGUCCAGUUUUGCGUUCGCCCCAGCUGUCAAAGUGAAGCUCAUCAAUGCCGGAUUUCACACAGCGGCAGAUCUGUGCGAUCUGCGACCGCUGCAACUCAGCAAAGAAUCAGGGAUCUCCCAGCAGGAGGCGGUAGACGUGCUGCAGACUGUGCGGUGUGACGCCAGCCAGGGAGCGGGUGCAGGCAGCCGGAUGACGGCCCUGGAGCUGCUGGGGAGGGAGCAGGCGAUGGGUGCCAUCGUCACCUUCUGCUCAGCACUAGACUCCGUCCUUGGUGGUGGGAUGCCCGUGGGCAAGACCAGUGAAGUCUGUGGAGCACCUGGCGUGGGCAAAACACAGCUCUGCAUCCAGCUGACGGUGGACGUCCAGAUACCGGCCUGCUUCGGAGGCCUGGGAGGCCAGGCGGUGUUCGUGGACACGGAGGGCAGCUUCAUGGUGCAGCGGGUGGAGGAUGUGGCCAAAGCGGCUGUGGAGCACUGCUCCCUGCUGGCCGGCGACGCCGAGCAGCGAGAGGCCUUGAAGGUGUUCACUGUGGAAGGCAUUCUCUCCAAGCUGUACCUCUUCCGUUGUCAUGACUACGUGGAGCUGUUGGCUGAGACCUACCUCCUGCCUGACUUUUUAUCUCAGCACCCUGAGGUCCGUUUGGUGGUGAUUGACAGCAUUGCUUUCCCAUUCCGCCAUGACUUUGAGGACCUCUCCCAAAGAACGCGGCUAUUAAACGGCCUUGCCCAACAGCUCGCCCAGAUGGCUAACCAGUACAAUGUUGCGGUCGUACUGACCAAUCAGAUGACAACGAAGGUUGGAAGCGGCCAAUCCAAGCUGGUGCCGGCCUUAGGUGAAAGCUGGGGCCAUGCUGCGACUCAGAGGCUUGUUUUGCACUGGGAGGGGGAACAGAGACUGGCGUCUCUGUAUAAGUCUCCAAGCCAGAGGGAGGCUACGGUUCUGUACCAGAUCACUGGCGCUGGCUUCAGAGAUGUGCUCUCUUCUGACCACGUUUCGGCUGACUCAUCUGUGAUUCCAUCAGGAAACGCUCCUAAGCGCCUCCGCACCGAAGCAGACGACCACCAGACUUGAAGACAUCUGGCUCAAAAACAACAUUCAGCUGUUCUAAAACUGUUUGAUGAUUCUGAUGACACUCUGACAAUAAGAAGGGGUCUGGAUGUGAUGUACUGCAUUGUUUACAUGAAGGCAAUAUCACACACAGCUGCAGUAUGCUGCUUUAAUCUUCAUUUUUACUUGACGAAACAAAGAUGGGGUUGACCGUGAAGGUUCGAAGCUCUCAUGAUGGACUUGUUCUAUAUUGAUUGGAAGGCAGCUGGCCAUUUUGACAGGGGGCAGUGCUCUGUACAAAACGUUCACCAAGUACUUAAAGAAUGACUUUGAGUUUUCUGCGUAAUACUAUUGUCUCUGUGCUUUGACAGUGGUAGAUCAUUAAAAUCUCUUUUGGAAGCAACAA
Messenger RNA from Paramormyrops kingsleyae, 1835 nucleotides. It is a transcript of the gene rad51c, whose product is annotated as RAD51 paralog C. Lineage: Eukaryota; Metazoa; Chordata; Actinopteri; Osteoglossiformes; Mormyridae. Gene Ontology annotation, biological process: reciprocal meiotic recombination; DNA repair; meiotic DNA recombinase assembly. The record is from RefSeq and is a predicted model, not a curated record. Gene Ontology annotation, molecular function: four-way junction DNA binding; ATP-dependent DNA damage sensor activity; crossover junction DNA endonuclease activity. Gene Ontology annotation, cellular component: Rad51B-Rad51C-Rad51D-XRCC2 complex; Rad51C-XRCC3 complex; replication fork.